Messenger RNA from Diversispora eburnea, 237 nucleotides. The record is from the annotation of a GenBank genome assembly. Lineage: Eukaryota; Fungi; Glomeromycota; Glomeromycetes; Diversisporales; Diversisporaceae.
AUGACUUCGUUUUACGACGAAAUUGAGAUUGAAGAUUUUGAAUUUGAAGAAGACAAACAGAUCUAUCAUUAUCCCUGUCCUUGUGGAGAUCGAUUCGAAAUCUCAGUGGAAAAAGAUAUAGCUCGAUGUCCAAGUUGUUCUUUAAUGGUUCGUGUAAUAUAUGAUCUGGAUGAUUUCCAGGAUGAUAAUGAUCAAGGAACAACCAUUGACCUUGGGAAAGAGUCAAUUGCUGUGUAA